GGGGAUCAACAUGGGGAGCACCAGCAAGAUGGUUAACUUGUGGAACAGGAGACAGAGUCUCUUUCCCAACUACAAAGUCACCGAUUCAGACAUUCAACGAAGACCCUCGGAGAUUGCUUAUCCACUAGCCAAGGAAAGCUGCGUGAAGACAUGGAACUCCAUGCAGGAUCUGACCCGGGACAUCUACGACAUUUACGCCGAGUAUGAGGACGAAGACGACGACUGUGCUCCGUACGGCUUCGCCAAGCCGGUCUCACCCUCCAAGAAGAACUACGUGAUCAACAUUAAUGUAGGAGGGAAGCCCUACCAGAUAGCCUACAAGAUGGCUGCCAAGUAUCCCAAGACCAGAAUAGGACGACUGGCCACCUACACGGACCACAACAUGAAGCUGGACCUGUGCGAUGACUACAUUGUGACCAACAAUGAGUACUUCUUCGACAGGGACCCAGACGUCUUCCACAGCAUCUUCCAAUUCUACAGGACCGGCGUGCUGUGGAUCAGGGACGAGUUGUGUCCCCGCAACUUCCUGGAGGAGAUCAACUACUGGGGCGUGCGGAUCAAGAACACCCACCGCUGCUGCCGCAUCUCCUUCGAGGAGAGGCAGGACGAUCUGAACGACCAGCUGAAGAUCCAGAGGGAGCUGGAGGCGGAGGUGGAGAUCGAGGAGAACGCGGAGCUCUUUCAUGACAUGUUCAUGGGCCAGCAGCGGCGAGCCAUCUGGAACUUGAUGGAGAAGCCGUUCUCGUCCAUCAAGGCCAAGCUGAUGGCGUUGGCCUCUAGCCUGUUUGUCCUGAUCUCCCUGGUGGCCAUGACGCUCAGCACCGUGGAGGAGAUGCAGUACAGAACUGCCACAGGUCAGCUCAGUGGGAAGACAUACUGGGAAUACGUGGAGUCCAUGUGCAUCGCCUUCUUCACCAUGGAGUACCUGCUCCGUCUAUUUUCCACUCCUGACCUCAAAUCCUUCAGCAGGAGUGUGCUCAACACCGUGGACCUGAUCGCCAUCCUGCCUCAGUAUGUGCAGGGCAUCCUGGAGGUCUUUGACAACGAGGAGAACUUCAUGAAGCACGAGGCCGACAUGCAGGCGGUGGGGCAGGUGGGGAAGCUGGGCCAAGUGCUGCGGAUCAUGAGACUGAUGCGAAUCUUUCGUAUCUUGAAGCUGGCGCGACACUCCACUGGUCUGCGGGCGUUUGGCUUCACUCUGCGUCAGUGCUACCAACAAGUGGGCUGCCUCUUCCUCUUCAUUGCCAUGGGCAUCUUCAGCUUCUCCGCCAUGGUUUACACCGUGGAGCACGACAUGCCGCAAACAAACUUCACCAGCAUUCCUGCAGCUUGGUGGUGGGCAUCUGUCAGCAUCUCCACCGUGGGCUACGGAGACGUCUACCCGGAGACCAUACUGGGACGCCUCUUCGCUUUCAUCUGCAUCGCUUUCGGGAUCAUCCUCAACGGUCUGCCCAUAUCCAUCCUCUUCAACAAGUUCUCAGACUAUUACUCCAAACUCAAGUCCAACCAGUACACGGCGUCCACGAAGAAACGCGGGAAGCUGAGAUUCGCCAACAGGACCUUAAAGCAGCUCAACCACUGCUUCGGGACCAACAGCUGUCCCCCACAUUCACUUCCUACUUCUUAA
Molecule: messenger RNA, 1627 nt
Organism: Dicentrarchus labrax (European seabass)
Lineage: Eukaryota; Metazoa; Chordata; Actinopteri; Moronidae
Product: potassium voltage-gated channel subfamily V member 2-like
Exons: 2
Coding region: 11-1627 (538 amino acids)
Biological process (GO): potassium ion transmembrane transport; protein homooligomerization
Cellular component (GO): voltage-gated potassium channel complex; membrane
Molecular function (GO): voltage-gated potassium channel activity
Source: RefSeq, a predicted model, not a curated record